AUGACUUUUUAUCUUGGAAGUUUUAAUUUGAAAUGUUUAUUUGGUGGUGAUGGCGUUGGUGUGCAUGCAGAUGGUAAAGUGAGAUCAAGACUUUCUGGCUCUGGUAGAAAGGGGAGGAAGCCUAUCUCUGCACGAAAAGGAGGUGAUGUCUUGGGUGAUAUUGGAAACAGGAUACUGAAAAAAGUAACGCCGCCUUGUGAGCAAAGGAGAAAUGUUGGUAUGACAUCCUCUCGGAAUCAAGAAAGACAAGCAUCUGGUGUAAAUAGUUCGAAUACACCAGCAAACCAGGUCACAACUUCUGGUUCAUUGGCCAUUAGUUGGAAUGGUCAAGCAGUGGUGAGAUUUGAAUUGUUUUCUGGGGCUGCAUCAGAAAUUUCGCAAUCGGUUAUUUCUACAGGAGCAGACCAAUCUAACAGCAAACGAGGACUAAAGGUAAUUAUAGCACUAGUCACUUUAUCGGCUGGAAUUGGAGUUUUAAUGGUUACAAUAUGCUGCUGCUUCAAGAGAAAGCUCUCAUCAAGUAAAAUUAUUUGUUUUUGGAAGAAGGAAAAUCAAAACCACAAGAAUAUCGAGGCCUUUUUAAGGAACAAUGGACCUCUUGCCAUUAGAAGAUACAGUUAUUCAGAUAUCAAGAAAAUGACCAACUUCUUUAGAGAUAAAUUAGGAGAAGGGGGCUUUGCUGGUGUCUACAAGGGAAAGUUACAAGAUGGUUCUUUUGUGGCAGUGAAGGUUUUGAAAGAAUCAAAAGGUAAUGGAGAGGAAUUCAUUAACGAGGUUGCAAGCAUUAGUAGGACCUCUCAUGUCAACAUUGUCACUCUUAUGGGCUUUUGCUUUGAGGGUUCUAAAAGAACUCUUAUCUAUGAGUUUAUGCCUAACGGCUCUCUCGAGAAGUUCAUAUACAAAGAAAAUCGCUCCAAGGCUAAUUGUCAAUUGGAAUGGGAGACUAUAUACAAGAUUGCACUUGGCAUUGCUCGUGGACUAGAGUACUUACAUAGAGGUUGCAAUACACGAAUCUUGCAUUUUGACAUAAAACCUCAUAACAUUCUUUUGGAUGAGAAUUUUUGCCCAAAAAUUUCUGAUUUUGGCCUUGCAAAAAUAUGCUCAAAGGAAGAGAGUAUCAUAUCCAUGUUGGGUGCAAGAGGAACUAUAGGAUAUGUAGCUCCAGAACUAGUUUGUAGAAAUAUUGGGGGGGUUUCUCAUAAGUCAGAUGUUUAUAGCUACGGAAUGAUGGUUUUAGAAAUGGUUGGGGGGAGAAAGAAUAUUGAUAUCAGGGUUGAUCAUAGUAGUGAAUUAUUUUUUCCACAUUGGAUUUACAAGCGUCUUGAACUAGAUGAAGAACUUGGAUUGGAGGGCGUUAUGAAUGAAGAGGAUCAAGAAAGAGCAAGGAAGAUGAUAAUAGUGAGUUUGUGGUGCAUACAAACUGACCCCUCAAACCGACCACCAAUGAGUAAAGUUGUGAACAUGCUGGAAGGAAGCCUCGAUUCCUUACAAAUCCCACCCAAGCCUUUCUUCUCUUCCCCACCAAGAUCACUAACAGAUCUUUCAACUACAACGGAGACAUCGCAGGAAGGAGAAGCGAGGCUUGUUGGAGAUGAGCUCCGAAGCACUGCAAACCUCCAAUAAUCAUGAUUAUUAUAGUUUUUCUUAUAUCUAAUGUCAUGACGUCAAAAAGCAUUUUGUUAUUUUCAACACUUUUGUUUUCCUGAAAGUUGUGUAAGUGGUAUUGAUGAUCCAAAAUUUGUAGGUAUGAGGAUUUGGGAUUUGAA
Corylus avellana is the source of this 1766-nucleotide messenger RNA. The record is from RefSeq and is a predicted model, not a curated record. Lineage: Eukaryota; Viridiplantae; Streptophyta; Magnoliopsida; Fagales; Betulaceae.